UGAGAUCACAAGUGUCUCACUAGUUCCUGUGGAUGUUUUGAAACAAGAAAUGGCUCAGACUAUUGAACAGAAAUUUCCUGGUACAACUAACGUUCACCUUACUAAAUGUGUAUCAAGCCAAGGUGUAAGCUUCAAAAACGGCAUGAUUGUGGUUUAUGGGUCUACAAGUGGACUUCCUGAUUUUGGAGAGAUUCUUCAGAUUUGUAUUGUAAAAGAAAGACUGUGUUUCAUGGUAAGAAUUCUGUCGGGGUGGUACAGGGAGCACUUCAGAGCCUUUGAGCUAAGUCCAUCUCCAGCAAGAGAAACUGUUUUCAUUGAGCAUGAUGAACUGGCAGAUGCAUACCCUUUGGCAGACUAUUUUGUUGGUCCAGUCAGAAUGGUGACAUUAAAAAGAUACAUAAUCAUAUAAAGUGUAGCAGUCUUCAGGUUAAAUUUUAAAUGUUAAAUGUUAUUGAACUCCCAGUGCUUUAUGUACUCUUAACAUGUACUCUUUACACAUUUACAGUUGUGAAAUGGCUGUUCCUGCCACAGUGAUUCUCAGAAUUAUUCUGGGCGAAAAUGAUUCGCAGAGAUUGAUCCUUAAAGACGGGUUACCAGAAUCUGUCAGUGAACUCAUACAGCAUAUAAAGAGGCAAUGUGGAGUAGAAGGGGACAUCAGACUCCAGUUCAUGGAUGCAGAUUUUAAUAAUGAGUUUACCAACCUGACCUCAAUGUCUGAUGUUAAGGACAAAAGCACUAUCAAAGUCAUCUUUAAUACAGUAGCCUCACACCAUCCUGCCCUGCCUGGUGACUCUGCCCCCCAGCCCUAUUCUACUGUUGCCUCCGCUCACUCUUUAGAUGACUCUGUGUCCCUUUCAUCUUGUACCUCAUUUGAUACAGACAUAUUGUCUUCUCCCGAGUCGAUCUCCUCAAGAUUCUCUGCAUGGCCGUUGGUCUUCAAGGUGCCCAGGUUCUCUUAUGAUGCUGAAGUACAGCUGAAAAGGGCCAAUGCUGCAUUUAUAGAAAAUGGAACUUUAUUAAGUCCUGAUACUAAACUUAAGUCUUCCAUUCUUGAUGGCUUAAUUGAAACAAUUAUUCAGUACAAAGUCUACCUCUCUGAUGCAGAGUUUAAGGAUGUAGCUGCAGCUCUUGUGUCAUCCCAUCCUUGUUUGAAAGAGCCUGGUUCAGCCACUGGAUAUGACGGCUGGAAGACAAGCCUGAAGUAUAAACUUGGUAACUACCGAACAAAGCUGAGACGUCUUGGAUGCCCAGAAGUAUCAGUAAAUGCUCUUGUAAACAAACCGAAUGAUAGAUGCAGUCCUGCUUAUGGUGUAAAAAAGCCCAAAAAAGCAGAAGUCAAUUACUGCCCUGCUUAUCCAUCUGGUGAAACAAAGGAGACUCAAGAACUUCUAAGAGUAGCUCUUCUUUCAGAAGUGGAAAAAAGAAACAAUGAAAAUAAGGUGGCAAUGUUAAUGGAGAGGUCGUUUGCUCACAGAAGGCAAGAAGUGGUUCGAGAUGCACCCAUGAUAGCAGAUUUCAAAACAAGAUGGCCAGCACUCUUCAGUGUGCGUGAGGUGUGUGCAGAAUUCAAAAGGAUUACUACAGUCCAUUUGCAGUCUAAGUUUUUCUCCCAGCUGGAUGUUCACUCUGCAAAUCUAAUCAAGGCAUAUAGUAAGAAGGGUGGAUUUAUAGGAAGGAGACUCAAGAGCAUCAUGACACCUAUGACCCAGAACAAUAGCAUUGAUAUUGGACGUGAAUGCAUCCUAAAGGGACUUUGUGUGUACUUAAAUGAAGAUCCGGAGAAGCUGGUGAAGGAAUACAUGGCAGAUGAUGUAAGCAGAGACACAGCCAUGAAAGAGACCGUCUUUGGCAUCUAUGUUGUUCGACAUGAAGGUGAUGAGCUUACUGAUCCCCCAGAGGAUGUGGGUGUCAUUCUAGAGGGGGUGACUGUACUCUGUGAACUGGGGAAUGUACCUUUUGCAUUGGCCAUAUUGCUUGCCUUAGUAUAUUCUUUAAAUCUAUGCUACCCUCCAGAACAUAAAUAUACGUUUGAAGCUUUGCAAAAAAUAAUCUUGGAGCUGAAUGGGAACAGGCUUUCUGCAAAAAUACAGGCUCUUAAAACAAUUCUGUUGCGUUGAAGAUUGUCCACUUCAAGUAAAGUGAAUAUUAUUAAAUCGUUCCUUUGUUAAAGGUUUAAGUUCACUGACAUUUCAUGGGACAGGUCUAAUUAUUUGAGGUGGGGUGCUAUAAAACAUUUGAAAAGUUAAAUGUACCAGGUAACUUUUUUUUACAUGCAUUAUUUCUUUUUUCAGAUUUUAUCAUUUUAUAGUGGUUUGCUUUAAAACAAUUUUAAGUUUAAAAAUACCAAGUAUUAUAGUUCAUCCAUAUAGUAAUAA
Silurus meridionalis is the source of this 2375-nucleotide messenger RNA. RefSeq lists its product as uncharacterized. The transcript has 4 exons. The coding region runs from base 483 to 2117 and encodes 544 amino acids. Lineage: Eukaryota; Metazoa; Chordata; Actinopteri; Siluriformes; Siluridae. The record is from RefSeq and is a predicted model, not a curated record.